GGGGACGGCGGACUUCUGCUGGGCCCAGGUGAGAAAGGACCACCUGAGUCCUGGGUGAGAGUGUUCCUUGGUUCUUUGGGGCUAGAGGAAUCCUGAAAUUGUGGAUUACCCAUAUAUACUUUGAGACAUGCUUUAGAUGUUUUUUCUGGAAGCCUUGCAGCUGCCCUAAAAAUUGAAUGUAUUGUAGAACAGACCUAUGGCCAGUGGUGGCAGAGUCUGCAUAGAACUAUGCUUCGUGGUGUUCUGGGAAAAACCUUUCGACUUAUUGGCUAUACUAUUCAAUAUGGCUGUAUAGCUCAUUGUGCUUUUGAAUACGUUGGUGGUGUUCUCAUGUGUUCUGGACCAUCAAUGGAACCUACAAUUCAAAAUUCAGAUAUUGUCUUUGCAGAAAAUCUUAGUCGACAUUUUUAUGGUAUCCAAAGAGGUGACAUUGUCAUUGCAAAAAGCCCGAGUGAUCCAAAAUCAAACAUUUGUAAGAGAGUAAUUGGCUUGGAAGGAGAUAAAAUCGUCACCAAUAGUCCAUCAGAUUUCUUUAAAAGUCAUAGUUAUGUGCCAACAGGUCAUGUUUGGUUAGAAGGUGAUAAUCUACAGAAUUCUACAGAUUCCAGAUAUUAUGGACCUAUUCCAUAUGGACUAAUAAGAGGACGUAUCUUUUUCAAGAUUUGGCCUCUGAGUGAUUUUGGAUUUCUCCGUGACAGCCCUAAUGGCCACAGAUUUUCUGACGACUAGCAAGCAUUUAUUCUUUUGAUUAUUCUCCCAAGUGAAUUUAUUAUUGCCACUGAAUCCAUGUACUUAACUAAUAACUAUUUGCUACUUAUUUUUAGUCAUUUGUAAUUGUUAUAUGGAAGAAUAAACAAUACAUAUUGUAAGUGCUAUUAGUUCCAAAUACAUGGAUAGAAAUGUAAUCCAAGAAAAGAAAUCUAAAGUUUAUGAUAGAUAUAAAAAUAUUUUUAGGGAAAAAACCUGGAUGACCACCUCACUUCUGAAUUUUUGGUUUAAUAGUUAUAAUAAAAGUAAUCCUUUCUUGA
Messenger RNA from Neogale vison (American mink), 1028 nucleotides. RefSeq names its product inner mitochondrial membrane peptidase subunit 1 (gene IMMP1L). The record is from RefSeq and is a predicted model, not a curated record. Gene Ontology annotation, cellular component: membrane; mitochondrial inner membrane peptidase complex. Bases 229 to 729 code for a protein of 166 amino acids. Gene Ontology annotation, molecular function: serine-type endopeptidase activity. The transcript is spliced from 7 exons. NCBI's taxonomy places the organism in Eukaryota, Metazoa, Chordata, Mammalia, Carnivora, Mustelidae.